This is a messenger RNA of Euleptes europaea (tarantolino), 2751 nucleotides long. It is a transcript of the gene ADAM12, whose product is annotated as ADAM metallopeptidase domain 12. Lineage: Eukaryota; Metazoa; Chordata; Lepidosauria; Squamata; Sphaerodactylidae. The record is from RefSeq and is a predicted model, not a curated record. Gene Ontology annotation, biological process: proteolysis. The coding region runs from base 1 to 2751 and encodes 916 amino acids. The transcript is spliced from 24 exons. Gene Ontology annotation, molecular function: metalloendopeptidase activity.
AUGGGGACUGGUCAGCCUUCUUACUUCCUUCCAUAUGCUGACGUUGUUGCUUUUAUCCCUGAAGUGGGACCAAUAGAAAAAGAUCUACUGUAUGAAUGUCUUUACCUGGGAGAAGAUGCAAAUAGUAAACUGGAAUUCUAUAAGAAGCAGAUUUUGAAGAAUAAGCGACAGCACUAUGACAUAGUAAUCCCUUAUCUUCUGAAUGGUGAACAGUGGAAACCAAUGAAGAUUUUUUAUUCACAGACUUACCCAGCAAUGCUGAAAUUUCUAAUACAAGCUGAAAGCCAGCAACUUGUCAUCAGUCUGGAGAGAAAUGAUGGCCUCUUUGCUGGUAACUUCACGGAAACCCACUAUUUGGAAGAUGGUACCAGGGCUGUUCUCAUGCGUAAUUACACGGAUCACUGCUACUACCAUGGUCACGUGCAAGGUUAUGCUGAGUCUGCAGUCAGUUUGAGUACAUGUUCUGGACUCAGGGGAUAUAUUUUAUUUGAAGAUAAAGCCUAUAUAUUGGAGCCAUUGGAAGGUGCUACAAAUGAACACAUAAUUUACACAACAGAGAACCUAAAACUAGCCCUGGGUUCUUGUGGUCAUCAUCUCAACAUCUCAGGUAUCACGCAGGGAGAUUCUGCACAGUCUACUCAGAUGUUUAUUAGCAGGCACAAGAGGGAAGCCCUGAAAUCCACCAAGUAUGUGGAACUUCUUAUUGUGGCUGAUAACCGAGAGUUUCAGAGACAGGGCAAGGAUGUGGAGAAAGUGAAGCAGCGGCUGAUAGAAAUUGCAAACUAUGUUGAUAAGUUCUACAGGCCACUAAACAUUCGAAUAGCCCUGGUUGGUGUGGAAAUCUGGAACGACAUGGAUAAGUGCACAAUAACCCAAGACCCCUUCACCAGCCUACAUGAGUUCCUGGACUGGCGAAAGCUGAAAUUACUACCUCGUAAACCACAUGACAAUGCACAGCUAGUGAGUGGAGUAUAUUUCCAAGGUACUACCAUUGGCAUGGCACCCAUCAUGAGCAUGUGUACCGCUGAGCAGUCUGGGGGAAUUGUUAUGGAUCAUUCAGACACCCCUUUGGGAGCAGCAGUAACUCUGGCUCAUGAGCUGGGCCACAAUUUUGGAAUGAACCACGAUACACUGGAAAGGGGGUGCAACUGCAAGGCACCUCCUGACAAAGGAGGCUGCAUCAUGAACCCCUCGACUGGCUAUCCAUUUCCCAUGGUUUUUAGCAGUUGCAGCAAGAAAGACCUGGAAAACAGUUUGGAAAAAGGAGUGGGGAUGUGUCUCUUCAACCUGCCAGAAGCUAAGGAAUCGUUUGGUGGCCCAAAGUGUGGGAAUGGUUAUGUAGAAGAAGGAGAGGAAUGUGACUGUGGGGAACCUGAGGAAUGCACAAACCAUUGCUGCAAUGCUACUACCUGCACUUUAAGGCCAGAAGCAGUGUGUGCCCAUGGGCUUUGCUGCGAAGACUGCAAGCUGAAGCCGGCAGGGAUCCUCUGCAGGCACUCCAGUAAUUCCUGUGACCUUCCUGAGUUCUGCACUGGAGGCAGCCCUCACUGCCCAGCUAAUGUGUAUUUACACGAUGGACACCCGUGCUACAAGGUGGACAGCUACUGUUACAAUGGCAUGUGCCAGACCCAUGAACAGCAAUGCAUCAUACUCUGGGGGCAAGGUGCCAAGCCUGCCCCUGGGAUAUGCUUUGAAAGAGUCAAUUCCGCAGGCGAUCCAUAUGGAAACUGUGGCAAGGAUUCCAAAACUUCUUUUGCCAAGUGUGAAGUCAGAGAUGCUAAGUGUGGAAAAAUUCAGUGUCAAGGGGGAGCAAAUCGGCCUGUAAUUGGUACCAAUGCUGUCUCCAUAGAAACAAACAUCCCAUUACAAGGAGGAGGUAAAAUUCUGUGCCGCGGAACCCACGUCUACUUGGGGGAUGAUAUGCCCGACCCUGGUCUUGUCCUGGCUGGAACAAAGUGUGAGGAUGGAAAAAUUUGCCUCAAUCGCCGCUGCCAAAAUACCAGCGUAUUUGGUGUUCAUGAAUGUGCAACAAAAUGUCACGGACGUGGAGUCUGCAACAAUAAGAAAAAUUGCCACUGUGAAGCCCAUUGGGCUCCUCCCUUUUGUGACAAGGCUGGAUUUGGGGGCAGCCUCGACAGCGGCCCAGUCAGACAAUCUGAUAACAGAAGUUUGAUCAUUGGGCUCCUCAUUACCACCCUGUGCCUUCUAGCUGCUGGGUUACUUAUGUACAUCAAACGAAAAAUCUUAAUUAGAUUGUUCCUUAUAAAUAAGAAGAGUACAAUAGAGAAACUGAGGUCUGUGAGUCCAGCAAGGCCUUCCAGCACAUUUGAAUCCAAUCAUGUUCAUACCACAACUCUCAAUAAAAAUCUAGCCAAAAAGCCACAAAAUUUAAACACAUCUAAGAGGAAUGAUUCACAAAGAUUGCUGCGGUAUCAGCGAAGUGACAUUAGUAACCCUGUGAAGGCACGGUCAAACCCACCAGAGCGUAUCUUGCCACCCCUUUGUGACCUAUCCUGUAAGCAGUCUGCACCCACAAAGAUGCUACCAGCCAACCCUUUCCCCAGGCAUAAUGAGGAAUCUUGUAAGCCAAGUCCGCCUCAAAAACCUUUGCCAGCUGAUCCUCAGAACAAGGCUACCCGGCCGAACGGUGAUUCCAGAACGGUGCUUGGGCCUCAGAUUGCGCCAGUCAGGACUGCACCUAAACAUCCGCUUCCUGUGCCUAGAUCCUGCAAUGUUGCCUAUCGGAAAUGA